Messenger RNA from Melitaea cinxia (Glanville fritillary), 1139 nucleotides. Its product is annotated as THUMP domain-containing protein 1 homolog. The coding region runs from base 137 to 991 and encodes 284 amino acids. Lineage: Eukaryota; Metazoa; Arthropoda; Insecta; Lepidoptera; Nymphalidae. Gene Ontology annotation, biological process: tRNA modification. The transcript has a single exon. Gene Ontology annotation, molecular function: RNA binding. The record is from RefSeq and is a predicted model, not a curated record.
UGAGAUUGUCAAAUUUGACAACUAUGUUAGCAUGGGUGUAUCUUGUAUUAUUAUGAUUUCAUAAUUCAAUUCACGUAAUAAUAGUUAUAUCAUAUCUUAUCCUGUGGAUUGCUCCUGAGAAGUUGUCGAAAACAUAAUGGGCGAUAAUAGAAAGAAGAAAAAAUUCUACUUUCGUAAGCGGAGAAACAAAUAUUUUCUAGAACCCGGCUUUAGAGGCUUCUUUUGUACAUGUAACUUUAGGGAAAAAGAUUGUGUGAAGGAGAUGUACAAUUUACUAAAUGAAUAUGCAGAGAAAUUAUACACUGCGGAAUACGGUAACAAGCCUUCUGCGGUGGAGUCCGAUGAGCGAUCUGAUACCGACACAGACAAUGAGAUUGAUAUUGGAGAUAUGCUCAAAGGCGAGGUGGAAUCUAUGAAAAAAGAUUUACAGAAGUCCCUUAAGCAUAAAAGGUUUCAGGUCGUUGAAACAGGAGUUUCGAACUGUAUUUUUAUUAAAACCAACCUACCGAGUCCCGAAGAAUUGACAUCGGCUAUUAUAAAAGAUUUGACGACAACAAAAGUACAGAAAACGCGACACGUAUUGCGUUUGUUACCUAUCAUGGCAACUUGCAAAGCAAACUUGCCAGAUAUAAUGGAAUGUGCAGGGAAACUUUUCGAUAAAUACUUUUUAAAGGAACCUUCUACAUUUGCAAUUGUAUUUAACAAAAGGCUAAAUAGUAGUGCAUCUCGAGAGCUCAUUAUUAAGGAGCUCGCUGAGUUAGUUGUUCUAAAGAAUGCAGAAAACAAGGCAGAUUUAAAAAAUCCUGGUCUAUGUAUAAUUGUGGAGAUAAUAAAAGGCAUUUGCUUGUUAAGUAUUGUGGACAAUUACUUCUCAUAUAAGAAGUAUAAUAUACAUGAAAUUUGUAAAGAGGAAGUGCGUGAUGAUUCAGAAGAGACACAAGCUAAGAAGUUUAAGGCUGACAUAUCUCAAGAAGAGGGUAGUAAAGAAUAAAUAAUAAGUGUAUUUCUCUUUAUUAUACUUUAAUGUCUAGGUUAAGUCAACCUGGGGCCUCAAUACCAAUUCUUGCACCAAAUUCUUCUCUAUUUCUUAUCUUUUUGAAUACAUAAAUGUUUACUAUAUAAAUAUAUGUAUAACUGAA